Messenger RNA from Scatophagus argus, 1900 nucleotides. RefSeq names its product ankyrin repeat and death domain containing 1B (gene ankdd1b). The coding region runs from base 156 to 1817 and encodes 553 amino acids. The transcript has 15 exons. Gene Ontology annotation, molecular function: protein binding. The record is from RefSeq and is a predicted model, not a curated record. NCBI's taxonomy places the organism in Eukaryota, Metazoa, Chordata, Actinopteri, Scatophagidae. Gene Ontology annotation, biological process: signal transduction.
UAUUUAAAGACAGGAACUAAAAGAAAACUGGGACUUACAGGUUGCAUGAUCUGCUUCUUCAGAUAUUUGUUUUGCUGUCAGUGCAUACAAGGACUGUUUAUCAAGUGACACCAAGCGUAAGUUGGUUACACAAAGGUUAUUUAAAAAGCUUCCCAAUGGAAAGAAGUGCUUUAGCUUUGAAGGCAAUGGUUAAGAGGCAUCGUCCAAAGAAAGAGCAUUUGGACCCUCGAAACUGGAUGAGACCAGAGACUGUGAGGGGGUUUGCUGACUUCGUAACGAACAAAAACUCGGACAAAGAUACAGACAACAGCUUUGACAACAAAGAGAUGUUGCUUGAAGCAGAGAAGCAGUUUAUGGAAGCAGCGAAAAUAAAUGAUGUGGAGACCAUGAAGACUCUUGGAAAAGGGCUGAACCCCAACGCAAAGAACGUGCACAACAGGACUGCUCUUCACUAUGCAGUAGCUGGCAAAAACAAGGAAGCCGUGCAACUUCUCCUACAGCGCAGGGUCAAGGUGGACCAAAAGGACAAGUACGGUGUGGCACCCAUUCAUUUGGCCGCCUGGUUUGGCAGUUUGGAGAUCCUGAAAUUACUGGUGCAGGCUGGGGCUGAACAGAAGGUUGAGAACGAGGAGGGACUGAACAUCAUGCACUGUGCUGCUGUCAACAACCACACUGAAAUCAUGGAGUAUAUUGUCAGUGAUCUGCAAAUGAAAGAACUAGACAAAGAUGAUAAGUCAGGAAACCGGCCAUUUGCAUUGGCGGCAGAGCACGGCUGUGUUGAAAUGUUAGAAAUGCUAAUGGACUCAUAUGACAUGGCCACCAUGAAGCCCAACAAGAGCGGGGACACGCCCCUGCACUUAGCUGCCAGGAACGACCACUUGGAUGCGGUCCAGCUGCUGCUGCAGAGCUUUGAUACUCGGGAUGAAGUCAAUAUGGAUGGUGAGACAGCUUUAUACCAGGCUGCAGACAAUGGUCAGGAAGGAUGCGUCCUGGCCCUGCUGGAGGCAGGCUGUGACCCCAACAUGCUCACAACAGCCAAAUGCAGCGCUCUCCAUCCAGUCUCAGAAAGAGGAGAUGCAUCUCUUGUCCAGCUCCUCUUAGAGUACAAAGCCCAUUCAGACUGUAAGAAUCAGCAACAAGAUGCUCCACUCCACCUGGCAGUGAAAAACAGUCACAUCCCUGUCAUCCACGCUCUGCUAACUGCUGGCGGCAACAUUAAUGUCACUGAUAAGAGGUUGCAGACUGCUAUGCAUCUUGCCGCCGAGCUGGCCAAAACAGAAGUUGUGGAGAUGCUUCUUAAAGCUGGGCUGGAUCUGACACUGCAGGAUAAGCAGGGUAAGACAGCUCUGGGUGUGGCAGUCAGGGCAGACGAGGUGAUAAUUGUGGACAUGAUCAUCAAAGCAGAAAGAUACUACGCCUGGAGGACGGCCAACCCAGAGCUUAAUGAGAGUGUUCACAGCGAGUAUCCUCUGACGUUUAAACUCGACCACCGCUACGAGACCAAGCACAUCCGCUCGAUGGCCUGGCGCCUGGCUUACGAGCUCCUGAAACCAGGAGACUGGAAAAGACUGGCAGAACACUGGGGCUUCACGAAGGAGCAAGUGUCAGCCAUCGAGGAGCAGUGGACAGGUCAGCACAGCUAUAAAGAGCAUGGGAACAGGAUGCUGCUGAUCUGGAUCCAUGGGGAGGAGUUGGCUCAGAGGAGCCCUUCAAAAGAACUUUACCAGGGCCUCAUCCUCACAGGGAACAGGAAAGCUGCAGAAAAGAUUCGGAUGGAGACAGAGAGUGGCAGCAAUAAGAGCUGCAGCAUUUCAUGAGAGUGAACACUGCAACAAAUGGACUGAUAAAACCAACUCUGCGUUUUCACCAUUUUUUAACUACUCGUCUGUACAGGAAGUUA